This is a messenger RNA of Ilex paraguariensis (yerba mate), 3626 nucleotides long. NCBI's taxonomy places the organism in Eukaryota, Viridiplantae, Streptophyta, Magnoliopsida, Aquifoliales, Aquifoliaceae. The record is from the annotation of a GenBank genome assembly.
GUGAUGUAUGAGGCUAUACAAUACUCAGUCUUUUUGCAGUAUUUGUGUUUGCAUGAAGUUCCCAGAUAACACCUCUGAUCACAACUUUGCAUUGUUAAACUUCUGUUCCCUAUCUUUCUAAACCUUCUGUAACUUCUUUCUCAUGCCCCUUCUUCUGUCUCAAAGAAAAUGUCUAGUCUGAGUGGUUCUAAAAUCCAAUAUCAUUUUCACUUGCUACUAAUGAUUUGUUGCUCAGUUGUCCUAGUUGGAUCUCUAAAUGAAGAGGGAAGUAUUCUCUUAGACUUCAAAAGAUCCCUUAGAGACCCCAGUAACAAUCUCAAAAGCUGGAAUUCUUCUGAUUUUACUCCUUGCAAUUGGACCGGCAUAGGCUGUACCAAUGAUUAUAAGGUAACUUCCAUACAUCUCAGUCGCCUCAAUUUGUCUGGAAGUUUAUCUUCAGCCAUUUGUAACCUCCCUUACUUAGCUGAGUUCAAUAUCUCAACAAACUUCAUUUUUGGUCCCAUUCCUAUUGAUUUUGCUCACUGUCCUAAUUUAGAGGUUUUAGACCUUUGCACAAAUAGAUUGCAUGGAGAGAUACCUACCCAACUCGGCAGAAUAACAUCUCUUAGGGAGCUUUAUCUGUGUGAGAAUUAUAUUUAUGGUGAAAUCCCCGAGGAGAUUAACAAUUUGAGUUCUCUAGAAGAGCUUGUUAUUUACAGUAACAAUCUCACUGGGAUAAUUCCUUCAUCAAUUGGUAAAAUGAAGAGGCUUAGGGUUAUCAGGGCAGGUAGAAAUUCUUUGUCAGGUCCAGUUCCUGCGGAGAUCAGUGAAUGUGAGAGCUUACAGGUACUUGGGCUGGCACAAAAUAAUCUAGAGGGUACUUUUCCUACAGAGCUUCAGAAACUUAAGAAUCUCACUAAUUUGAUUCUUUGGCAAAACCGUUUGUCUGGUGAGAUACCUCCUGAAAUUGGGAAUUUUAGUACCUUGGAGGUGCUUGCAUUGCAUGACAAUUCCUUCAGUGGAAGCCUUCCCAAAGAGCUUGGGAAUUUAACCCAGCUGAAAAGAUUGUACAUUUACACAAACCUGUUGAAUGGCACAAUUCCACGAGAACUGGGGAAUUGUAUGAAUGCAGUUGAGAUUGAUCUUUCCGAAAAUCGGUUAAGUGGGUUCAUUCCAACAGAGUUGGGUGAAAUCCCUAAUCUCCACUUGCUUCAUCUCUUUGAAAACCUCCUGCAGGGAAGUAUUCCCAAGGAGCUUGGACAAUUGAAGCAGCUGCAUAAAUUGGAUUUGUCCAUAAAUAAUUUGACAGGCACAAUCCCUUUAGAGUUUCAGAAUCUCACAUUCUUGGAGGAUUUCCAACUUUUUGACAAUCAUCUCCAGGGUACUAUUCCAUCAUUGAUUGGCAUAAACAGCAACCUCUCUAUUCUUGACAUGUCUAUGAAUGAUCUUGUAGGCAGCAUCCCUUCACAACUUUGCAAGUUCCAGAAGUUGAUUUUUCUUAGCCUUGGAUCUAAUAAGUUAUCUGGAAACAUUCCCCAUGGCCUGAGAAAAUGCAUGUCCCUUGAGCAGCUAAUGUUGGGAGAUAACCUACUUACAGGAAGCCUCCCUGUUGAAUUAUCCAAACUUCAGAACCUUUCUGCCCUUGAACUAUAUCAAAACCGAUUCUCGGGUCUGAUUCCUCCUCAAGUAGGCCAGCUUAGAAAGGUAGAGAGGCUGCUCUUGGCAGACAAUUACUUUGCUGGUCAUAUCCCUCCAGAGAUAGGGAGACUGGAAAAGCUUGUUACAUUCAAUAUCUCUUCCAACCGAUUCUCUGGGAUGAUUCCAUUUGAGUUGGGAAACUGUAUAAAGCUCCAAAGGCUUGAUCUUAGCCGGAACCAGUUCACCGGCUAUCUUACAGACAAGCUUGGCAAGUUGGUGAAUCUGGAAUUGCUCAAGCUCUCUGAUAAUAGAUUUACAGGACCAAUACCUAGUUCUUUAGGGGGCCUGAUUCGACUAACUGAAUUGCAAAUGGGGGGUAACUUAUUUUCUAAUAGUAUACCUGUUGAGCUGGGUCAACUUGCUGCGCUCCAGAUUGCCCUCAACCUCAGUUAUAACACUCUUUCUGGCACAAUUCCAGACAAUCUGGGGAACUUGAAUAUGCUGGAAUCACUCUAUUUGAAUGACAAUCAGCUUGUCGGUGAAAUUCCCAAUUCAAUUGCCCAGCUGAUGAGCCUUGCAGUAUGCAACCUUUCUAACAAUCGUCUGGUGGGAACAGUGCCAAACACACCUAUUUUCCGGAGGUUGGAUUCCAGCAAUUUUGCUGGGAACAGUGGGUUAUGCACAUUUGGUUCAUACCGUUGUCAUCCAUCUUCUAGCCCAUCGGCUACUCCAAAAAGAAGCUGGUUAAAGGAGGGUUCUUCCAAGGAGAAAAUAGUGAGCAUUGUCUCUGUUAUUGUCGGGAUGUUGUCAUUGACUUUCAUUGUGGGUGUUUGUUGGGCAUUGAUACGCCGAAGACCUGCUUUUGCUUCACUGGAAGAUCAAGUGAAGCAUGACACGUUAGAAGACUAUUACUUUCCCAAGGAAGGGUUCGCAUAUCAGGACCUUGUGGAAGCCACUGAGAAUUUCUCAGAAGGUGCAAUCAUAGGAAGGGGAGCCUGUGGCACUGUCUACAAGGCUGUGAUGGCUGAUGGUAAGCUGAUUGCCGUUAAAAAGUUGAAGUCCCGAGGAGAAGGAGGCAGUUCCGACAGCAGCUUCCGUGCUGAAAUAUCUACUCUUGGGAAUAUCAGGCACGGGAAUAUUGUGAAGUUGUAUGGCUUCUGCUACCACCAGGACUCAAAUCUUCUCUUAUAUGAAUACAUGGAAAAUGGAAGCCUAGGAGAAAUUCUUCACGGGAACCAGAAAACAUGUGUACUAGACUGGGAUGCUCGAUACAAAAUUGCACUUGGAGCAGCUGAGGGUUUAUGUUAUCUCCACCAUGAUUGUAAGCCCCAGAUCAUUCAUCGUGAUAUAAAAUCAAACAACAUAUUGCUGGAUGAAAUGUUUCAGGCCCAUGUCGGAGAUUUUGGCUUGGCAAAGUUAAUUGAGUUUCCCUGCUCAAAAUCCAUGUCUGCUGUUGCUGGUUCAUAUGGCUACAUUGCACCCGAAUAUGCUUAUACGAUGAAAGUGACAGAGAAGUGCGACAUCUACAGUUUUGGGGUUGUUCUACUGGAACUAAUUACCGGAAAAUCUCCAGUUCAACCCCUCGAUCAGGGAGGAGACCUGGUAACUUGGGUGAGAAGAUCCAUUCACAACACUCUGCCAACAUCAGAAGUAUAUGACAGGCGGCUAGACCUGAUUGAGAAAAGAACAAUGGAUGAAAUGUCUCUGUUUCUUAAGAUUGCUUUGUUUUGCACAAGUACAUACCCUCAUAAUAGGCCAACAAUGAAAGAGGUCAUUGCAAUGAUGAUUGAUGCUAGGGAAGCUGUGAACAAUUUACCAUCUUCUCCAACAUCAGAAACUCCCUUAGAUGAGGAUAAUUCUUCCGAAGGUUGCAUCGACCCAUAGGCUCCACUCAAUCUGAAGAGAGGAUGUUUGCAAAAGUUCAUUGUUUCUGUAAUAGUCUUUCGUGCCUCACAUGGAUUGCGCGAGGGAAUAAAGAUUUUCCAUUCUCAUCAUUAACUUAUUUAUUG